GGUGAGGGGGCGGGCCCUGUCUGCGGGUCUUCCCUAGCUGCCUCUGCUGGGCCCCGUGAUUCUGAGGAAGCUCUGGGUUCAGAGGAAGUGGGGAGUUGGGGCUUGAGCCUCCUCCCCCGGUGACCUCAGCCUGGGGAAGUAGAGGAUGGCUCCUGGUCACUCAGUGUCUGCAAUUUUCCUGCGAGCCGGAGGUGGGGGCGGUGGGGGGUGGAGUUCAGGCUCAGCUGGGUGACCUCAGGGAAAGGCUUUCCUUUUUCAGACCUCGGGCUCCUGGCAGAGAAGAGCCCUCUGCCCCCUGGAUCCUGAGAACCGGAAUGUGACUUGAAUGCCUCCCUGGGGAGGGAGGCAGAGGAGCAGAUGACCCCGCUCUGGGAACUGGGGACUCACAUCGGGAAUGAAACUUCAGAAACUGAGCCAGGGAGUCUCUACUGUGGCUCAGUGGAAACGAAUCCAACUAGUAUCCAUGAGGAUGAGGGUUCGAUCCCUGGCCCGGUUCAGUGGGUUAAGGAUCCAGUUGCCAUGAGCGGCGGUGUAGGUGGCAGACACGGCUCGGAUCUGGUAUCUCUGUGGCUGUGCUGUAGGUGGGCAGCUACAGCUCCUAUUCAACCUCUAGCCCGGGAACUUCCAUUUGCCGCAGGUACAGCGUGAAAAAGAAAGAAAAAAGAAAUUGAGCCAGAGUCACAGACAGGAAGUAGUUCAAGGGUGCUGCCUGGGGCUCACUGCCUGCCCAGGAUGCUAAUGGUAUCUGAAACCAGGGCUAGAGUAGGGGGGCAGGGCCAGUCAGGAGAGCUAGAAUGUGGCUUUCUGUCCCCACUGCCUCAGAGCUGGGCUCGCCCCCACAGGCUGGUGAGUCCUAUAACCCUCUGCUUUGGGGCAUCGCCAUCUGCUCACAGUGGGAAGCUCCAGGCCUUGGACCCGGGACUAGGAGGCUCCAGGAAGCUCAAGCUUCAUCUCCUGCCUCCUACCCACUAUGCUGUUUGGAGGCCCGGAGGCCGGGGCCGGAAGUGAUCAUCAAGAUGGAAAAUGUGGUCUGGCCUAAAGAUGGUGCGUCACUGAUGUGUCUGUUUGCAGCCAGUGCACGCUGCACCCCCCCCCCUCUUUCUGGAGGAGGCUGAAAAAGCUGAGCGUGCAGUCUGCGGAGAAGACAAGAAGCGGUUCCCUUCCCCCAAGACACAGGCAAGGGAGGAAAAGGGUAUUGAGAUCGUAUUGCAUCAGCCCUGGUGCCUGCUCAGUGAUCAGGCAGAGCCACCUCCUAGGGUUUGGGAUUAGCCUUCCAUUUCAGGGAUGAGAAUCCUGAGUCGAUGGGUAGAAGGUUUCUUGCCUAGGCACCAUAAGGUGGAGUUGGGAUUAGAACUCAGGCCUGGAGUUCCUGUCGUGGCGCAGUGGUUAACGAAUCCGACUAGGAACCAUGAGGUUGCGGGUUCAGUCCCUGCCCCUGCUCAGUGGGUUAAGGAUCCAGCGUUGCUGUGGCUCUGGCGUAGGCCAGUGGCUACAGCUCCGAUUUGACCCCAGUCUGGGAACCUCCAUAUGCCGUGGGAGCGGCCCAAGAAAUAGCAAAAAAAAAAAGACCAAAAAAAAAAAAAAAAAAAAAAAUUGGAACUCAGGCCUGAGUGACCCAGACCUUUGGGAGAAGGGACAGUCUCUUACAUGACAGAUAAGAAAACGGAGGCCUAUAGAGCGAAGGCAAAGCCUAGAGCUGCACUGAGACUCUGGCCUCUUCUUCCUGGUUCUCUCUCUCUCUCUCCCCGCCCCCCGCAGUGAUGUUCGCUUUGUGGUCGGUCAAGAACGGCAGGAGGUAUUUGCCCACCGGUGCUUGUUGGCGUGUAGAUGCAACUUCUUCCAGCGACUUCUGGGCUCGGAGAUGGGCCCUGGGGUGCCUAGCCCCGUUGUGCUAAGCACCGUGCCAGCUGAGGCCUUCCUGGCAGUGCUAGAGUUCCUGUACACCAACAGUGCCAAGCUGCACUGACACUCUGUGCUGGAGGUGCUGACAGCAGCUGUGGAGUAUGGGCUGGAGGAACUGCGAGAGGUGGGUCUAUGUGGCUGUCCCGUCUCAUUUCCCCCACCUCUUCUGGGCUCCGUUCACACCCUGCCUCACACACCUGCUAGCGUGGAGAGGACACGCACCAGUAGAGAGAGAAGAAUGGCUGUGCCUGGAGUUUGUGGUGAAGGUGCUGGAUGUGGAGCUAGUUUGUGAGGCUCUGCAGGUGGCCGUAACCUUUGGCCUGGGAUCGCUGCAGGAGCGUUGUGUAGCCUUCAUAGAGGCCCACAGCCAGGAGGCCCUCCGGACCCGUGGUUUCCUGGAGCUGUCGGCGCCAGCAUUGCUGCCCCUGCUGCGCAGCGACAAGCUCUGCGUGGACGAGGCCGAGCUCGUCCUGGCGGCCCGGAGCUGGGCACGCGUGGGCGCGGCGGUGCUGGAGCGGCCUGUGGCCGAGGUGGCGGCUCCGGUAGUGCGGGAGCUGAGACUGGCCUUACUGGCCCCUGCAGAACUGAGCGCCCUGGAAGAGCAGAACCGGAGGGAGCCACUCAUCCCGGUGCGGACGCGGGGAACCGGGCUCAGAUCCACUCCGGGGCGUGGGGGAAGCGCGGGGGGCGCCGGCCUGGGUCUGCAGGGCGAGGUGGGCCCUGCGGGACACCGCGGUGACCCGGUUUCCCUGCAGGUGGAGCAGAUCGUGGAGGCGUGGAAAUGCCACGCUCUGAGGAGAGGGGAUGCGGCCCGGGGCGCCCUGUGCCGCCGCCGGAGGGGCACCCUGCCCCGGGAGCAUCACCGCUUUCUGGACCCGCCCUUUAAGUGACCAAAGGCCGCCGGGUCCGGGGACUUCCGGCUCUCUGCCAAACUCCAGCUCCCGCCAUGCUCGGCGCACGGAGACGGCUUCCGCUCCCAGCAUGCCGUGCGAGGAGGGCGCGGGAAGCGCGCGGCGGUGGCGGGGGGGGAUACGCGGUCGGCCACGCGCAGGCGCGGUGGGCGAGGCGCCCGGGCGGUGGAGGGCGGGUCUGCGCGGCGCGGGGCGGCCCAGGGCUGGGCCUCCGCCUCCAGCCCCGCGCGAAAUCCGAAAGCGGUGUCCCUCGCGCCAGCGCUCCAGCUCUAUGGGCGGUUCCCGGGAGCCCGGCACUUUUGCGCAGCCCGGUCCCUCUCGUAAGCCACGCAUAUAUUUCAGCCCAGCUCCCUCUGUGUCGCCAGGCCCCCGCCCCGCAGCUCCCUCUCCGUGCCCCACAGGCGACGCAGCUUCGGUCCAAAACUGAGCUCCCGCCGCAUCCUUGACCAGUUCGGCCCCCAUAGGGUUUCCCAUCUCCUGGGUGUCUCCUCCGUGCUUUACGCCUCUUCUUCACAUCGGGCUCCCGGGACUUCUACCUACGAAGAGACUGAAAGCAGAUGCCUGCCCAGAAUAUGCCUUUUUAGCGUGGGGUUAUUUUAAGUUGAGUAUUUUGAGAAAAAGGAGAACUUUGAAAACAGAGAAGUUACCCUUUUGUAAGGGAAAUUUUUAUGAAGGAAAGCUCCAUGCGUAAGGUGUCUCCCUGUACCAGGAGGAGGAUGACUACGAAGAAUCUUGCCUUGCGGUCGCCACUGAAAUACACCUAGUAAACCUUAGCCUUGCUCUCGGUGCUUUUUCCUGAUGGCCUUCCCAUAACUGGCCUCCCCACACUUUUCUUUCCUUUGUCUUUAGCUGAAGAUGGUAUCUACACAGGUAUUUUAGGCCACCUCAGGAAGUUACUCGUUUUCCCCUGGGUAUCUCCCAUGUAUAACAUGUUAAUAAAUUGGUUUUUUUUUUCCCC
Messenger RNA from Sus scrofa (pig), 3771 nucleotides. It is a transcript of the gene BTBD19, whose product is annotated as BTB domain containing 19. Lineage: Eukaryota; Metazoa; Chordata; Mammalia; Artiodactyla; Suidae. The record is from RefSeq and is a predicted model, not a curated record. Gene Ontology annotation, molecular function: protein binding.